AUGAGUUACCGCCGUCUCCUCUCGGGCGAAUUUUCAGAUGAAAAGUCAGGUCACUUGAACAAUCAGUCAACCUUCAUUGCCCAUGUGCUUCUGCAUCCUAUUACCAAGAUCACUAUUCUCCUUGUGAUUUUGAUUCUGAGCUUGUUCAAUCUGCCUAUUUCAAUCAUACAACUCGAUUCAAGGUCGUGUGUAUCGAAGGCUAGCACCGAAGACACAGUCCCCACAAUAUUCACACAAGACAAACAGUUCCAGUCGCUCGAUCAUUCAUUUGAUCAUCUAUGGUCAGAGCUAUCAAUGAACAAGACCACAGCUGGCCUGAUCUAUACCGGGAAGAAAGGAAACAGGAAGGAGCAAGGAGGUAUCAGCAUGUUCCAUCAGUUACACUGCCUUACAAUGAUGCGCCAAGCCCUCCAAUCUGCGAGUGAGGGUGAAGAUAUCGGUAAAGAUUGGCAUGACGAUGGUCACUGGCCGCACUGCAUGGAUUACUUGGCCAAGAUGAUUCUAUGUUUUGCUGAUGGGUCGAUUGAGAAACCGAUACAGGGGGAAGAAGGCAUUGAAUUCAUAGAUGGAUCCAAUGUUGUUAGGCAGUGUAGACCCGCACAGCCACUGU
Aspergillus aculeatus ATCC 16872 is the source of this 610-nucleotide messenger RNA. RefSeq lists its product as uncharacterized. The transcript has 3 exons. The record is from RefSeq and is a predicted model, not a curated record. NCBI's taxonomy places the organism in Eukaryota, Fungi, Ascomycota, Eurotiomycetes, Eurotiales, Aspergillaceae. Gene Ontology annotation, biological process: mycotoxin biosynthetic process. The annotation marks the transcript as partial.